Messenger RNA from Gilbertella persicaria, 2068 nucleotides. RefSeq names its product WD40-repeat-containing domain protein. Lineage: Eukaryota; Fungi; Mucoromycota; Mucoromycetes; Mucorales; Choanephoraceae. The transcript is spliced from 6 exons. Bases 135 to 2036 code for a protein of 633 amino acids. Gene Ontology annotation, molecular function: protein binding. The record is from RefSeq and is a predicted model, not a curated record.
UUUUCUUUUCCUUCUUUUUUGUUUGUAACCAGUAUGAACCAGGAUUCUCUUUUGCCUCGUUCUUUAUUUUCUGCUUCUACUCUAAAGAGAGAGCCUGUAGAAGAGGCUUUGAGUAUGAGUGUGCUAAAGUAAACAUGAAAAUAUUAAUAUGCGUAUGCAUAGGUUCCUUUCCUGGACAACAGCAACAACAGCCUAAGCGACGUAGAAAGAGCAUAACACAACAACAAACAUCAAACGAAGCUAUUGUACACCAUACAAAUGCUGCAAAUGAUCCAAGGCUUGGAAACCAAAAUCAACAAAAAUUGCGUAGUCAACAGGAAAUGGCACUCCUUGACGAAGACAUGGACGAUAAUAAUCACAAUGCUGAUACUAGCAGCAGCAGCAGCAGCAGCAGUAGCAGUAACAGUACCAGUAGCAGUAGCAGUAGCGAAGAUGAGAAUGAUGAUAUUGAAAUCAAUAUGCUUAGACAAGAUAAUGUGUCUACUGCUCAUAUCAGUCAUACUAUGCAUCAUCUCUUACUCAAGCUUGAAAGGCAACAAUCUAAACAAAACAAAUAUCUCGAGAAAUUCAAACAAUUGAAUAAAUCCAUCAAAAAGACCAACCGACUUAUUAGUUACAAUGCCAAUCUUUUGACACAAACCGCAGACAAUACAAAAUCAGCAGCAGCUUCUCCAUCUUCUACACCUGUUUUUCCUCCACAAACAGCAAAGCGAUCAACGCCUAUUGAAACUUCUAAAAAUAAGCAGCAACAAAAACAACAAAAACAACACAACAUUGACAUCAGUAGUGAUGAAGAAGAUAUCGAACUCAAUGUCGCAUCAACACAACAACAACAGCAACGAGCAUCUAAUAAAUCCUUUACUCGAUUCCCAUUUCCUGCACCAUCCAAGAUUACACCCAUUAGAAAAGUGUUUAAAGAAGUAGAAUUCAGUAAAAGUGAUCGUAUGGAUAUCUUUACUCCUAGACGUAAGCAAGGCGAAGUCAUGUUUAAAAAGAAGCCACGCUCUUUAUUGUACAAUAUUGCAAACGAAAACACAGCAAAAGGCAUUCAUGAACUUAUGAUUACCACUUCGCUUGAUGGUGAGUUACAUUUCUGGAAUACAGAAGAAAGAAAAAAAAUCAAGACAAUUGGUUCAGAUCACUUAUAUGAUACAUGGAUUGAUGGCAUUUGUUGGGCAACACCUGCCACACUAGCAUUUUGUCCACCACAAAAAUCAGAAGAACCUGUCAAGUUAAUACAUAUCGGAAACACCAGCAAAACCAAUGUAGAAGGCCGUAUUCAAAGUUUAGAUGACAGUCCUCAUGAAAAUGGUAUUUCUGUGAUUGAGAGCUUGGAUACAGGUGCUUAUAAUACACGUACAAUGGAGAAAUGUAGUUUCUUGACAGGCGGUUAUGAUAAAAGUGUGUAUGUUUGGAGUUUAAAGAGAGAAUCUCCUCACGAUAAUUUUACAAAUGCAGAUGUCAGUCGCCUUAAUAUCAAACACACUUCCUACAUCUUGUCACUUUGCUAUGACAAAUACCACAAUACUUUGUUCACAGGUGGUGCAGAUGAGCGUCUGAUUUUGUUUGAUAUGCAGACAGACUCUACAAUCCGAGAAAUGAGAUUAGGUCAGCGAGUCAAUCAAAUCAUGCAAAGCAAGGCUAAUCCCAACAUUAUGCUGAUCACUGUGUCUUCUACUGUAGAACAGUUCUCCAUGUACGAUCAAAGAUGCCCUGGAUUUGAUGGUAUCAAAUUACGAUUUGGUCAACCUGAGCAAGAUAAUCUUUCUCGGUUUACUAAACCAGAUAUGCAUGAGAAUGGAUACACUGUAUGUUGCGGAUCACAAGGAUCCUCCAAACUCAAUUUUUGGGACUUGAGAUACACAGGUGUUGCAAGAAACAUAUCAUUUUCCAUGGACACACCUUCUACCUCUAAGAUAUUGAUCCCAAAGUUUAUACCAAAUACAAACACGGUUGUCUCUGUGUCUUCUACACGCUCUAUGAGCUGGAUAGAUUAUCAGAUCAAACAAGACGAAAUUGUAAAGACACUCAUGUAAUUAUUUUUCUUUUUUAAUGAUAAUAAACAGAC